CAUUCAUACAAAACCAAAAGUUAUUGAAACUUCAUUACGAACACAGUAGCAAUGAUCUCGAAAAUCCAAAGAGCUGGGAAGCACUGUCGUCACUCAGAAGCAUAUCAGCUAUGUAUGCAGAAACUCAAGCAUCUGAAAUGGAAACUGUGAAUCCUAGUCCUGGUGGUACAGAAGGUACCCAAGAUCGGUUAGCAGGCACCAACUUCAGAUUUGUACCAGCUCCUGGGCAUGUCAUACAAGACAGACUGUUUGAAACGCUAAAUUCAGCUGAUGCACGGAUGGGCAUGAGGGCACGAACUAACUACAAACCAAAGCCAAGAGAGCAGCAGGGUCCAUGCCAGGAGGAAAUGCAACGUGCCAUUGACAGGAUCAUUCUGAUUCAACAGCAUACUAAUGAAGAACUUUAUAGAUUUCACAUCCCAAACUGUGACAAGAGAGGAUUUUAUAACCUGAAACAG
Messenger RNA from Rhincodon typus (whale shark), 458 nucleotides. RefSeq names its product insulin-like growth factor-binding protein 1. The annotation marks the transcript as partial. The record is from RefSeq and is a predicted model, not a curated record. Gene Ontology annotation, biological process: regulation of insulin-like growth factor receptor signaling pathway. Gene Ontology annotation, cellular component: extracellular region. The transcript is spliced from 3 exons. NCBI's taxonomy places the organism in Eukaryota, Metazoa, Chordata, Chondrichthyes, Orectolobiformes, Rhincodontidae. Gene Ontology annotation, molecular function: insulin-like growth factor II binding; insulin-like growth factor I binding.